Messenger RNA from Electrophorus electricus (electric eel), 3669 nucleotides. It is a transcript of the gene btbd2b, whose product is annotated as BTB (POZ) domain containing 2b. Gene Ontology annotation, biological process: neurogenesis. NCBI's taxonomy places the organism in Eukaryota, Metazoa, Chordata, Actinopteri, Gymnotiformes, Gymnotidae. The record is from RefSeq and is a predicted model, not a curated record. Gene Ontology annotation, molecular function: protein binding. Gene Ontology annotation, cellular component: cytosol; P-body.
AAUUUUGACUACGGCUACAUUUACUACAGCACAUUGCAGUUUACCUGGAAUAUUAUUCACAGAUAUCUACAUACAAUUUAUAUUUCUGUUACAUUCUAGAUUUACAUCUAUGCUUUUCGGUGGUCUGCAAAACAAAUCUGGAGCCUUUCCCUGGCGAUGUUUUAUCCAGCCUUUCCCUAGCGCUGCAGCCCCUCUGCUGCUACGCCGGAUACAGGAUGUUGUGUGCGGUUUGUUUACCUCAUCAGAUCACCUCAAAGAAGUUAAAGUCCAAGAUGGCGGCGGGAGACAACAGCGGUCGGCCUCCUUGUUUAAAUUUCUCCAGUGCUGGCCCUCUGGGCAACAGUCAGCCGAGCAAUAGUCAGUAUACCUUCGCCACAAGCAACGGCGGGUCCGUUGGAGCAGCGGGAGGAUCGCAGAGUUUGACGAGACGCUCAAAUCCUCAAACGGGGCCUAAUGGCCCCGAAAGCGCCGCCGUCGCAGUUGGCCUCUCGCCGAACAUACGGAACUCUCUCCCGCAAGCCGUGGCUCAGGGCCCGGCGGCGGCAGGAGCGGUCGGCGGUUCAAUGGCAGCCGUAGCGUCCAAUAUGAUGGGGUCCGCGUCGAAUUUAACGCCGGCGCCGGUACCGGCGACGCACUCCUCACUCUCGGCGCCGCCGGCUGCGGCGGCGGUUCUGGUCUACAGAGAGCCCGUCUAUAACUGGCAGGCGACGAAAAGUACCGUGAAGGAAAGGUUCGCAUUUCUCUUUAAUAACGAGGUAUUGAGCGACGUCCAUUUUCUGGUGGGCAAAGGGAUGGGAGUUCAGCGAAUACCUGCUCACAGGUUUGUGUUAGCGGUCGGUAGUGCUGUGUUUGAUGCCAUGUUUAACGGAGGCAUGGCCACCACGUCAACAGAAAUAGAGCUCCCAGAUGUAGAGCCCGCAGCCUUCUUGGCUUUGCUGAAGUUCUUGUACUCCGACGAGGUCCAGAUCGGACCCGAGACUGUGAUGACCACUCUGUACACGGCGAAGAAGUAUGCUGUGCCUGCACUGGAGGCCCACUGUGUGGAGUUUCUCAAGAAGAACCUGCGUGCUGACAAUGCUUUCAUGCUCCUCACGCAGGCCCGGCUCUUCGACGAGCCCCAGUUGGCUAGCUUGUGCCUUGAGAACAUCGAUAAGAACACAGGAGACGCGCUGGCAGCGGAGGGCUUCACAGACAUAGAUCUGGACACGCUGGUAGCUGUACUGGAGAGGGACACGCUGGGGGUGCGGGAGGUGCGACUGUUUGGCGCCGCAGUGCGCUGGGCCGAAGCCGAGGCCCACCGGCAGCAGCUGCAGCCCACGCCCGAGAAUAAGAGACGCGUGCUGGGGAAGGCCCUCACCCUCAUCCGCUUCCCCCUCAUGACCAUCGAGGAGUUCGCUGCAGGUCCAGCGCAGUCAGGCAUCCUGACGGACCGAGAGGUGGUCAGCCUCUUCCUGCACUUCACGGUGAACCCCAAGCCGCGCGUGGACUUCAUCGACCGGCCGCGCUGCUGCCUGCGAGGGAAGGAGUGUAGCAUCACGCGCUUCGGCCAGGUGGAGAGCCGCUGGGGCUACAGCGGCACCAGCGACCGCAUCCGGUUUUCAGUAAAUCGGAGGAUAUUUAUUGUGGGUUUUGGACUAUAUGGGUCUAUACAUGGACCUACAGACUAUCAGGUCAACAUACAGAUUAUUCACACAGAUAGUAACACAGUCCUCGGACAGAACGACACAGGUUUCAGUUGUGACGGGUCAGCAAACACCUUCAGGGUCAUGUUCAAAGAGCCGGUGGAGAUUCUGCCCAACGUGAAUUACACGGCAUGUGCUACCCUAAAGGGUCCAGACUCCCAUUAUGGUACCAAAGGCAUUCGAAAGGUCACCCACGAGUCCUCAGGGUCGGGCACCAAGACCAGCUUCACCUUCUGCUAUGCGGCCGGCAACAACAACGGCACUUCUGUCGAGGACGGACAGAUCCCCGAGAUCAUCUUCUACACAUAGUGACCCUUGACCUCUUUGGGGUGCCAGGAGCAGUAGGUUCUUUGAGCUGUGUCACAAAUGGCUCACUGGUGGACUUUUAUUUUGUCAGGUGCACUAUAACAGAUUGGAAGAACUUAUGAGUGAUGUAGUGGGUGGUAGAGUUACAUAAAGACUGCCUACUGCUCACACCUCCCUCAGAAACUGCACUUUGUAUGUGCAGUGCUUAUCUGCAUACCUAAUGACUGAGAAAUUGUAAUAUUAAGAAGGAACCUGCGUCAUCCUGCAUUAAAGGUCCAUAUUGAUGUAACAGAACCCACAGGCUGUGAACAACUCCCAUUUUGGUAUAUCACUGACUGACCUGAAUGUUAUUUAAGUGGGCAAGAGAGCUGCCUUUUACACUGACUUGCUUGAGUAAAAUGAGUUCAUUGUGAUUUAGUGAAUACCUUUUUCAAACUAAGGACAGCUAAUACCCUGCUCUUGGAUGCAAUGCAAAUUGGACUGGGUUAAACUGCAUUCACAAGUCUGUCGCACCUGUUUAUGCCAACUGGGGAAAUGAGGACAGAUGAAGCCAUUCUAGAAUACUAGGGAAGUCUGCACCCUCAGGUUCCCUUGUGUUUCUGUGCCAAAAUAUUGUCCUCACAUACAAAUGCCUUUUUAUAAGCCAAUUAACACGCUAGAGCUCAAUUAUGUUAGGUUCCUGAAGGGAACUAUUAAAAAAUAAUCAACAACCUAAAUUUACUUUAAGCCAUGCAUGCAUUUUGAAUGUCACUUUGGAGUGUUUUGUAAAGUCGCAUGCAUGGGAACCCUCCAAAGUUGAAGUAUCGGCCCUCCAAGUUGGUUCUGCCUAAUGUAUCAAAUUCUUAUCCUAGUGGUGACUUAAUUAAAAUAGAAUGCACCGAGUUCUCAUAUAAAGCUGGGGCAAAUACGUCCGUUUAAAUAAAUUGUCACAUAUCAAGUUGUUGCCGUGUUCGUGUGUGUCUUGCAGCUCAGGACUGUGAAACCUCAUGGAUGUAAAGGAGAAACAUAUAUCUUUGACACCCAUAAUAGCUUCCCCCCCCCCCCCCCCCGUCCAUAGUGAAAAUACUUUAUUGAACAAAACGUGGCCCCUGCAUGUUUGGGACCUCUUCAUUGAAAAGCAGUGAGAUUUGACAGGUCUCACCUUAACUAAUCUGCCAAAUUAUUUGUACAAAGGCCCUCUUGCGCAUAUUUAAAUAUAUCUUAAAAAUAACCAAACCUGGAGUCCUAUAUGUUGUGUUUUUGUUGACCAAUAUCUAGCCACCAUACAAGGACUGUUUCAUCACUAAUCAUUAAUGUAACUCGAGGGAUUUGUAUUUAAAACCUGUUUUGUUUGGUUGGUUGUUUUUUGUUUUUGUCCAAUCGGUUUUCAUUUCUAUACAGACUAUUCACUUGUGUGUGUAUGUGUGUAAUGAUAUUUUUAUUUUUAUUUUUUUCAAAAAUGGUAAUUGCAUCAUGCAAGUGUUAUUUAGUGAGUCUAAACAUGGCUGUAAAUGGUUUGGUUAUGAAUGAAUGCUGUGAAUGGCAGUGGGCCUGAACUGUGCACAGAAAAACACUUUUUUUUUCCCCCUUUUUUAUUUUUGGUGAUGUGUGUAAUUUUCUUGCUGAAGGGUUAAGAUUAGGACUGCAAGAUUGGCAUACUAGCAUCUGAAAAUAAACCUUGUCUGUAUCAGCAGUGUAGUUG